UUCUGCUACAAUUUUGUCAAGUUGAGUUGUUUGAAAAUUGAAAUUUUUUUUGUCGGUAAAUAAUCGGGCUUCAUAUUAUUUCUAAAAAAACAGUAAUAAUUAUAUUAAUUUUUAGGCAUUAGUAAUUGGUAUUCGGCUUCGCUUACAGCCUGCUGUGUGGGAUAUUAUUUUGGAAAAAAAUACAAAUGGAUGAUACUGUAAUUUCACCAGGAACCAAAAUGGGCGAUUCUGCUUCAGAGAGUGAUUCAAGCUCCUUAGAUGGAGGAGCUAUGUUGCCUCCCAGUACAGUUUCACGAGAUCAGUUGCAAAAAAGGAUUGACUCAUUGCAACAGCAAAAUAGAGUGCUCAAGGUAGAACUAGAUACAUACAAGCUCAGAGUAAAAGCACUGCGAGAAGAAAAUCGAGCAUUGAGACAGGCUUCAGUGUCAAUUCAAGCAAAAGCAGAGCAAGAAGAAGAGUAUAUUUCUAACACAUUGUUGAAGAAAAUACAGGCUUUGAAGAAAGAGAAAGAAACACUAGCUCACCACUAUGAAAGGGAAGAAGAAUGCUUAACCAAUGAUCUGUCUAGAAAACUGAAUCAAUUACGUCAAGAAAAGUGUAGGUUGGAACAAACAUUAGAGCAAGAACAAGAAUGCCUUGUAAACAAACUAAUGAGGAAAAUUGAAAAACUUGAAGCAGAAACACUUGCCAAGCAAACCAAUUUAGAAAGACUUCGGAGAGAAAAGGUUGAACUGGAGAACACAUUGGAGCAGGAACAAGAAGCAUUAGUGAAUAGGCUGUGGAAAAGAAUGGAUAAGCUUGAAGCUGAGAAACGCUCUUUGCAAAUUAGACUUGAUCAGCCCGUGUCGGAUCCUGCCAGUCCUAGGGAUAUAAGCAAUGGUGACACUGCAUCUAAUUUAAGUAAUCAUAUUCAAACUCUGCGAUCUGAAGUUGUUAAAUUAAGGAACCAAUUGGCUGUGUCUCAGAACGAGAAUAAAGAAAAAAUGCAGCGUUUUGUAUUAGAAGAGAAACAUAUUAGAGAGGAAAACAUCCGUCUACAUCGGAAGCUACAACAGGAGGUGGAGCGUCGUGAAGCGCUGUGUAGACAUCUCUCUGAAAGUGAGUCGUCUUUGGAGAUGGAAGAAGAGAGACAGUUCAAUGAAGCCCUCAAUGCUAGAUCGCGGAGUGUUUCGUCUCCGGGUGGGUCGCGGCCGCUGUCACCGUACGCGACUGCGAGCGCCUCCCCACUACUUGCGGGCAUGUCCGCUAGACCACCAGGACUGCAUUUCAAUGCACAGCAAGCUCGUCGCGCCGGAGAGCGGUUUGUGAAGCCGGCCGUUCCCGGCAUCCUGCCACCUGUGGCGCGGCCCCUGGAGCCGCAGGUGUUCCCAGCUGCUGCCACCCCGCCACCUGCCACCCCCGUACCGCAGCCCGCCAUCUCGCCUCCGCUCACGCAACCAGCCAGCCCCAUGGACACAUCCUCCAGGGACUGAGAAAACUAUAACGCUACACUAGUUUACUAGAGUUUAUUCAGGGUCAAAUACUACUACGCCUGUAACUUUUUUUUUAAGCGAGCCUGUAUUUAAAUUCAAUUUUGGUGUCACUCUUUAUUGUAUGAUACACUCUAUCUGUCUUAUUAAAAAACGCAAUGAAAAGUUACUCCAUGUUUAAAAUUACUUCUCCCUGUCAUGUAAUUCUGUAGUGACAAAGGUAAGAUAACGACAAAAGUUUAAUACUUGGAUUAACUUUACUUGGCUUUUAUUAAUAAUACAUAAUAUUUAAACAACUGCAAGCAUUAACUUAAUAUUAGAUAGAAUUAAUAAUUGCAGUCUCUAAAAUCUUAUAUAUUUUAUUAACCGAUAUAUAUAAUCUGGUGCUUUAAAUUCGUGGCUAGAAUACAUUUGACCCACAAUAAAAGCGCUGCUUACUAAUUGUAUCUAUAAAAAAAUGGCUGCACAGAUUGUAUAUUACUUGUUAUAAAAGACAUCCUACCGGUUGAAUGUAGCCAACUUAACACAGCUUAACUUAUAUACAUCCAUAGUUGUAUCUAGAGGGGACGGGAGAUGAUGUCAUAUGAGUGAGCACUUUGCGUUCGAGUGCACAAAUAUCGUGCACAGCGUUCACCGCGUGUAGAUUUCGCACGGUCUUUGUGUUAGCUUUGUUUCUAGUUUUUAUAUUAUAUUUUUGAGCAGCGCUAGCCUUGGCAUUUAACAUAGGUAGAGUGAGUGUCGGCGUGAUUUAUCGAUAUUUUAACACUAUAAAUUGUAUAUGGAGGUAAUUGAUCUAACGAGAUAAUGGUUACCCUAAUGUUUAGAAGCAUCGUCAGCUCAAAAGGUGAGCAUUCACGAUGGCGCUAUCGCGACAAAUGACGUAAUAUACAGGACCAAAAUAGCUUCCGGACACGAGAUAUUAAUCGAAUUCAUAGAUAACUUAUGACUAUAAAACACAAAACAAACAUGUAAAAAGUAUUUUAGAUACAACAUGUAGUUUCCGAAAUAUAAGGUUUUUUUGCUAGGCUAUUAAAUAUUAAAUAUUUUUGGAGCACUGUGCUGACUGCUAUGACGUCAUUACAGUCACUCCCUAUCAUGAGAGUGGGCUUUUCAAGCCGUGUGAAAUACUUUAAUGUUGCCGAAACGCAUUUUAAUGUUAUUUCAAAACUACUCGACUUUAUUGACACAAUACGUAGUGUAUUUCUGGCUUUAAGCUUUACCUUUCAAGUGAUCUGACGGACUAAGUGAUAUUCUCCAUUCAUUUACUAUAUUGACUUUAUUGAGUGUACUGUGAGUGAGUACAGAUUACGCGCGAGUUGAAUGCAGAGUUCAAGAAUACGAUAGUGCUGUGACCAUAAUCAUGAGUGUGUCGAUAAAUUUAAGUAAUGCUACCAUUUGACACUAAAAAUUAAUAAAAUAAAAUUUUAUCAUAAUUUUACCCUAAUAAUACAAUCUCAAAUUUUUGUUUUUCCUUUUUCCGAAGUUUUUUUUUGGAAGGAAACCCAAUAUAAAAAAUAACACGGGUAUCUAUCUAUAUCGUAACUUUAGUGUUAACGCGAUAAUACUGGCGCGAUAGCACUGUUCUGUAGCGCGCGGGGUGAGGCGUAAGGGAAGAUGGGGGAGAUGUUUCCGCUCUUUAGGCCCCGACUGGAUUCAACUCGCGCGCGAACUGUAAUUAAAAGUUCUUCUAAACCCAUGUACAGACAAUUGGAGUGGGCUAGAAUGCUGUUUGGCGUACAUUUGUCUUGGCUUGUCGUUUGAAUCCGUGUUGAAUAGCGCUAUGGUGAAUGCUUACCUUAUCUGUGUAUAAUAUCUGUUGUGCCUGUAACUAGGAUGUAAUCGUUAAGUGUGACCGGGUGAUUAUUCCGGAACUAUUACAGAUAUCAAAAAAAAUUUAACUCUCAUCAAAAGAACGUUACUUAAUCAGUAAAAUGACAUCUUUAACCUUUUAAAAUUCGAACAAGAAAGAAAAAGUAUCCAAAAUUUUGAUAUUAAACACUCACAUACAUUUAGUAUUAGAUUACACAACACGGAUGUCACUUUGUUGGGUAUAAACAGGUUCCUUUAGUAUCAGUACUAAGCUAAAAUUACCUUAUAAAGUAUGGGAGUGUUUUGUAUCAACAUUUUGGAUACUUCUCGGUUUGAUUUUUAAAAAGUUAUUGAUCAAAGAGAAUGUAAAUACUACGUAUUUGGAGACGGGACUGCCUAAGUAAAAAUUCUAUUUUAGUUUAGAAUGAAACUUGCUGUGGUUUGACAUAAGUUUGAAGUAGUAGUAAAAUUUACAGUAUGGCGAUUGUAUUGGCGACGAAGUGUAAUCCGGCUAAGUUUGAAAGCGAACAGUUGCACAAAACGUAGUGAAUUUCGGCUAUCUUCGUUUUUAACAAAAUUAUAGCCGUCAUCUGUCAUCAAGUGAAUCGCUUCUUAAUGAGUUUCGCCAGGCUGUCAUUGAUGUUAUUUCACUGAUUACGUAAAGCUCUUUCGAUAUCAGUUCAGAAUUUUUUGAUAUCUGUAAUAGUUACGGAAUAAUUGUAUGGUCACAUCUAAUGAUAACAUCCUGUAUAAUAUGUAGUUAAUAUAAUAUUCGGCUUACGCGGGCCGGCACUAAUCAGCAUUUGUUUAGGUAUUGCUAUAAUUAGUUGUUAAGCUUUGUUAUUUAUUACGACUAUACUAUUUGCAAUAAUGAGGGUUGUCUUUUGAUUUAAGGUUAGGAUAAAGCUAUUGAAAUUAUGUUUUUUGAUCUAUAGAUUAUUUAAUGAUUUGUGGAUCCGUUUAAUACCAAAAUUUGUUUUAUUUCUAACGGAAUUGAAUUCUUUGUUGGCAAUGCCUUCGUCUAACACGAGGAACGUGCAAAAUCGGUAUAAAUCUUACGUUUUGGUUAUGGCGUUAUUUAUAUUUCAUGGUAAUCUCUUUUUCUUUUUGAUAAUUUAUAGAUUAUAUGUUAAAACAUUAAUGGUAGAUGUUAAGUUCUGAGUGCAAAGUGUGAGAAUUCCCACCUAUUCGCGUGACAGUUAACUACAAUUUGUAGGACGUCGAAAGAGCGCCAUCUAGUGACAGUAGAGGAAAACAUCAUAGCAUAGGUAAAAAAUCUCACACUUGGCACUCUUUAUUUACGCAUUACACUCACAUCGAAUUUCCGAAAGGUCCGGUCGGAUAGUUAUAAUUGCUUUUUAUUGUUGCUACGGUUCGGAUUAUCCGAACUUUAAUGAUUAUGCGAUUCGAUGCGCGGUCAAUACUUUUAAUGAACUAUUAACUUAAUCACCAUUAUAUUAUAUCCAAUGUAUGUGUACAUUUACCCCCUUAUUCAUAAUGGUCCGCUAACUUAAAACAGCCGCUAAGGAGUGUUUUUUCUCAUUCACACUUAGGUCAAUAGAAGAAGACAGAGUGUGAAUUAGCAAUGCUUUAAGUUAGCAGACUAUUAUGAAUAAGGAGGUAAAGAUAUAACUAUUAUUUAGAUUUACUUGCUAUGUCCACACUUGUGUUUUAUUAACAUUAACAAUUGCGAAAUAUUGUUAUACACAUGACAAAUACUCGGUGCCCGAGGCGAAUAAAUGUGACAUUAGUAGACCUUAAUGAGUCAAUUUUUUUUUUCACUUUUCUGUGUAUGUGUGUCUCUCUAUUGCAUAUACAGCGUGGCGCUACACUGGCGCCAUUAAAUAAACAUUCGGCUAGAACUGCUUAACCUUAGUUAUAAAAAAUAUUACAAAAUAAAAUACAUAAUUCACCUAAAUAAAUAAUUUUUAUAAAAUAAAAUUGCGCGCUAGUGUAGGCACUGACACCUGCUACGCCCCGUCUUAUGCGACCACGUAAGGGUGAUUAAAAAAUUGUUUGUUGAUUAUUUUUUAUGAUUAAGGUUAGAUAGCGUGUGUAACGCCACGCUAUAUAGUCCAGUCAUCGAGUGUUUUUUUUUUGUUUUUGGAGAUAUUGGCGAAAAACCAAAGGCUUAUAAAUUUUUGCAAUAUUUUGAUCGGUACAGAAUUUUUAUUUAAAAAAUAAUCGAGACGCCAUUCCUAAAUUUUAUGACAUCUUAUCCAUAUUUUCCUAGCUUCUUGAAAUAGUUGAACAAAAAAGCACGUUUUGAGUAAAAUAAUAUGGGCCGGUAUUCAGUCUGACUUUAAUUCAACAGAGUCUGUGGACUAAUGAGAAGUCGGCUGUAUGCAUUUACAAUUUUCAGUUUUUAUUUUAUUGUCGUACCCACUCUCCUUAAAAAGCUUCUUCCUCGCGUGCCUAUUCGACUAGGUUGGCAGCAGUGUUGUUAUGGAUAUAUAAUUUCGGAUCCGGAUAUGGAUAUGGAUAUUGUUAAAAUAUAAUAUCGGUUUCGGUUACGGUUAUGGAUAUUAAAUUAUUUCGGAUUAUCCGAUAGUUUCGGUUACGGAUAUUAAUUUUUUAAGGAACUGUAAAAUGAAAUACAAAUAAGAUUAUAUUCGGAUUUAAUUGUACCUUGUAGGUUUCGCAAUCUGUCAUACAAGUAAUUCUUUCUUACAGCUACUACCACCUAAUUAAUACCUAUAUAAUAUAUAGGUAACUAAUUAAAUGCAAAGUCAAAAUUAACGUUCGUAAUUUGUUAUAUAUGAAUAAACAUCAUUGAUAACUGUUUUUUACACUCCUGUAAAGGUGUCAGCUGUUGGGUAUUGGUCAGUUUUUGUGGGUUAUCUUUUUUUGGCGGAGUGCACAGUUAAUUCGUAUGAGUGUAGUAUAUAGUUAGACUCCGCCCUAUCCGAAACUAUCCAAAACUUAUUUCGGAUUCGGUUACGGUUACGGAUAUUUUUUUAUUUCGGAUAUCCGAUAGUUUCGGUUACGGAUAUAGAUAUCCAUAACAACACUGGUUGGCAGUCAGCUUCAUAAAUUAAACUUUUAGAUCUUCGUGAGGUGAAAUUGUUCUGCUGCACUUGCGAUUACUGUCCACUCUCGGAUACUGCGCAGCCAAGAAUUUUUUCUGUGACCGACGCGUCUGUUUCCGAGAACAUCUUCCAUCAUGAUGAGUUGUAGGAGUUCGUACCUCUCGUGCCUAAGCACUUGUCCCAAAUAUGCGACUUUCCUCAUCUAAAUGGUUUGCACGAGUUCGCGUUUUUGAUUGAAGCGGCGCAGAACUUCCACAUUCGUGAUCUUAUGAGUACAAUUAACGGCCAACAUACGUUUAUAUACCCACAUUUCGCAAGCUUCUAUACGUUUCCUGAGAUCUGAUUUAAUAGUCCACGCCUCACAUCUGUAUAGAAGUAUGGGCCAUGGAACAGCGCAGUAAUUGAGUGCGCAAGGAUCCUAAGACCGCGGUUGCAAAGUACUUUUUUCAUUUAACCAAAGGUGAUUCGAGCCACUUCAAUUCUGGUCUUGAUUUUCUGGUCGCGACAGUUUUCUUUACAAAGCUACAUUUGUUCAAAAUCAAUUGUUAUAAGUACCCAACGUAUAAAGUGGUAAAAUCAUGUUUAUAUUAUAUAACUUAACGCGUCCGUCUCACGCACAUUUGAUGCAUCGCGGGCAGCGAGUAUUUGAUAUUUACGUACUGUACGGUGGUCAAGGAAUCUUCUUACCUCGUCGUCUCGAUGGUUUUUACCUGACAUCAGACCGCUCAAAAAGUAAUGUUCUUUAAACACUACAAAGAAGGUUCUACCCUGUUGGCAACUCUGUACUUCUUAUCACGAUCGACAAAAAUGAAAUUGCAUCAAACUGGGCCAGGUUAUUCUUCUGUCGAUUUAGAAAGUCGUCGACAAAGUUUUUAUCAUCCAAAAAAUAUUUAGUAUUUUGUAAAUUCAUAUCCAAAUAUCUUUAUUCAAAAUAGGAUAUGAAAUAAUUUAUCAUACGUCAUAAACUACUAACUAUUCAAAAAUUUAUUUAUUUAACAAUACUACAUCUAUCAUUACAGGUUUGACUUACGGCCGUUCCCAAUAUUCAGUCUAUCUCUUACAUGAGAAAAAAAUCGUAACUAUCGUUGACUUUUCUAUCCCAAUAAACUUAUCGACGGUAACUCACCUUAUCUGUAUACGCUGUCUGUCCAUGGGACGACGUAUAGCUUACCAGCGAUAGAAGUUUGUAUGGAAAUUGCAAUUCACGCGUCACAAUAUUAGGAGACAAGAAUGACUUAUCGGGUAUAUUGGGACAGCUUCAGAUUAUUGACAGCUAAUAACUGACAGUAGAAGGUAGUAAUUUAUCUCUCUCUGUAGAUAGUAUAUUGGGAACGGCCGUUAACCUAUUGCGAUAGAGUAUGGAAUAUAUAAAAUAACGUGACACGAGUAUUUUAUAUAUUUGACCAGCUGGCCGAGCAAACGUAUUGCCAUACAAAUAAAUAAAAAAAAAUCGGACUAUAAAAAAUAGAUGUUGGCCGAUUUUUAGACCUACCCAAUAUGCACACAAAAUUUCACACAAAUUGGUAACAAACAUAUAUAUGAUAUAAAACAUAUUUGGUAAAAGAAAACUUAUGUCACUAUAUAAUAUUAUUGUAAUUGAACACAAACGGUACCAUAAGAAGCUAAAAAUUUUUAGCCCAAGGCACUUAUAUACAGUGUGGACAUAACAUGCGCAUAAGAAUUAAUUUAACUUCAAGUAAUAAAAAAUAUCUAUAUGCAGUCAAAUGCUAAGCAUCCUGUAAUUAUGAAGAAUUAUGAAUAUUAUUUUCUUAUUAAAUUUAUAAAUAAUCGGUAAUACAUAUAUCUAGUAACUAAUAUCCAUGAAUGUGAUCUGUUUUCUCUUGAAAAUGUAUAGAUGAUAGCUUUUGCCUUAAUUUGUUUGAUGUACUUUCGAUAAUAUGAUAUGUAUCGCAAGGCCACUUCCAGACGUUAUGAUAAUGUUAUUAGUUGUAUUGUGUUGGUAUUCGAUGUGAUUGCGUUGGAAAUGGUGAGGUAUAAGACUCAAUCAAAUUGCGAUUUUCAACUAAACAAUUUAUUUUAAUUCAUGUUACUAAAGAAAUAUAUUAUUAUAUGCAUUAA
Molecule: messenger RNA, 8386 nt
Organism: Leptidea sinapis
Lineage: Eukaryota; Metazoa; Arthropoda; Insecta; Lepidoptera; Pieridae
Product: coiled-coil domain-containing protein 6
Exons: 11
Coding region: 186-1472 (428 amino acids)
Source: RefSeq, a predicted model, not a curated record